AGAGAUGAGGGAUGCACUGCAGGGCUUAACCACCGCCUGACCUCUUCAUUCAUCCAUCCAUCCAUCCAUCCCCAAAGUCUCCACACAUCACUACCAUGAGUUUGAGGAUCACGCGCAGCACCCGUUCAGGUGUGCAGAGGUCUGCAGGGGGCUUCAGCAGCACGUCCAUGGGAUCCUACUCCAUCCCCCGCAUCAGCAGCGGGGCCGAGCAGAUGAUCACAGCCGUGACCGUCAACAAGAGCCUGCUCGCCCCGAUGAACGUCGCCAUCGACCCCAACAUCCAGGUCGUCCGCACCCAGGAGAAAGAGCAGAUCAAGAGCCUCAACAACCGCUUUGCAUCCUUCAUUGAUAAAGUUAGAUUCCUGGAACAGCAGAACAAAAUGCUGGAGACCAAGUGGAACCUGCUGCAGGGACAGACGUCCGCGCCCUCAACCGUUGAGCCCAUGCUGAAGUCUUACAUCCUCAACCUGGAAAAACAGCUGGAGUCGCUCAACAAUGAAAAGCUCCGGCUCGACAUGGAGAACGGUGUCAUGCACAAGAACGUUGACGACUACAAGACCAGGUACGAGCAGGAAAUCAGCAAGAGGAACGACGCUGAGACUGAGUUUGUCGUGCUGAAAAAGGAUUUGGAUUCAGGCUAUAUGUCCAAGGUGGAGCUGAACGACAAGCUGUUUAGCAUCACUGAUCAAUUCCAAUUCCUCAAGGCUAUCUAUGAUGCGGAGCUGCACGAGCUGCAGGACAGUCUGAAAGAGACAUCCGUGGUGGUGCAGAUGGACAACUCCCGCUCCCUGAAGAUGGAUCAGAUUGUAGCUGAAGUCAAGGCUCAGUAUGAGGACGUCGCUGCUCGCAGCCGUGACGAGACUGAAAGCUGGUACAAGAACAAGUUUGACCAGGCGUCUGCAGAGGCUGAACAGUAUGGCAGCGAAAUGCGCAGCACCAAGGGAGAAAUAGCUGAUCUCACUCGCUUGAUCAGCCGUCUGCAGAACGAGAUCCAGGCUGCCAAGAAACAACGGGAAAGUCUCGAGGGCCAGAUUGUGGCAGCAGAGCAGCGUGGGGAGGAGGCCGUGAAGGACGCCAAGGUUCGCAUCAGGGACCUGGAGCUGGCUCUGCAGAGGGCCAAGCAGGACAUGGCUCGCCAGCUGAGAGAGUACCAGGAGCUCAUGAACGUCAAGCUGGCCCUGGACAUAGAGAUCUCCACCUACAGGAAACUGCUGGAGGGAGAGGAGCAAAGAAUUGGACAGGACUCAGUUGUCAACAUCCAGACAGUGCCCACCAAAGCCAUCACGGUAAAGACCCACCAGCGGCGUCGUUCAGGUCCACUUUACAUCAAGACAAUGGAGACCCUCGACAGAUCAUACAACAAGAACUAAAAGCCCACAUGGAGCUCUCAACUGCUGAAUCUCUGCGAUUAGAAACUGUGACUCUUACCUUUAUGACCUCUGUAACCUGCAAUAAAAUAUCUGCACAUAUGGGCCAAACGUAUGUUUGUUUACUCUGAUUUAAUGGUAUCUUCCAUUGAUUUACAGGAUUCAGUUGUAGCACAAUCAGUAGAAACUAAGCUGGGCGUAAAGGCAGUGUAAAGAAAUUCAAAAAAUCUAAAUAUUAUUUACCCUGCUGUGCAAAAAAUAAACAUACUUCACAACAUCA
Molecule: messenger RNA, 1647 nt
Organism: Solea solea (common sole)
Lineage: Eukaryota; Metazoa; Chordata; Actinopteri; Pleuronectiformes; Soleidae
Product: keratin, type II cytoskeletal 8-like
Exons: 9
Coding region: 96-1370 (424 amino acids)
Biological process (GO): keratinization; intermediate filament organization
Cellular component (GO): keratin filament
Molecular function (GO): structural constituent of skin epidermis
Source: RefSeq, a predicted model, not a curated record